Rhincodon typus (whale shark) is the source of this 1540-nucleotide messenger RNA. RefSeq names its product bifunctional heparan sulfate N-deacetylase/N-sulfotransferase 4-like. The record is from RefSeq and is a predicted model, not a curated record. The coding region runs from base 1 to 678 and encodes 225 amino acids. Gene Ontology annotation, cellular component: Golgi apparatus. NCBI's taxonomy places the organism in Eukaryota, Metazoa, Chordata, Chondrichthyes, Orectolobiformes, Rhincodontidae. Gene Ontology annotation, molecular function: heparan sulfate N-sulfotransferase activity; deacetylase activity. The transcript is spliced from 5 exons.
AUGAAUUUUUUCCCCAUCCCUUCCAACGUAACCACAGACUUUUUGUUUGAGAAAAGUGCGAACUACUUCCACUCGGAGGAUGCGCCAAAGCGAGCUGCAGCCCUCUUGCCAAAGGUGAAGAUAAUCACCAUUCUCAUCAACCCUUCAGAUCGGGCCUACUCCUGGUACCAGCACCAGCGAGCACACGAGGAUCCCGCUGCUCUUCGGUAUAGUUUUUAUGAGGUGAUCACAGCAGGUCGGCGGGCUGUUCCUGAGCUUCGGGCCCUCCAUAAUCGGUGUCUGGUGCCUGGCUGGUAUGCAGCUCACAUCGAAAGGUGGCUCACAUACUACCCAACUAGACAGUUACACAUUAUAGACGGGCACAAGCUGAGGACUGAUCCUGCUGCAGUAAUGGAUGGUGUGCAAAAGUUCCUUGGAGUUUCCCAAUACUACAAUUAUUCUCAGGCCCUCACGUUUGAUCCGCAAAAGGGCUUCUGGUGCCAGUUGCUUGAAGGAGGGAAGACAAAGUGUCUGGGGAAAAGCAAAGGCAGAAGGUAUCCAGCGAUGGAUUUAGAGUCUAGAACAUUCCUCUCACGAUACUACAAGGACCACAAUAUUGAACUGUCCAAGCUGUUCUAUAGGCUGGGUCUGCCGUUGCCAUCUUGGUUAAGGGAAGAGCUACAAAAAGUGAUGAGAUAGUUGUUGGAAAACUGGAAGCAAAUCACAGUUGUCCUAUUAUCAGUCCCAACACACUGCACCCCCAUCAAGCCCGCUCCUAAGCUGGGAGUGACUGCCAAAAAAAAACACAACUUUCUACUAUACCUCUACAAACAGAAAGUAUUCUUUAAUCUUUCCAUGUGCUGGCAUGUGGUAUUGUGAAGCUGACAGCAGUCGAGAAAGUGUGGGUCAACAGCCUAUGGCUGAAUUAUAUGUUUAACUGGUGAUAUUUUGUGAGGGUUCAGUCUGUGUCCCCCCUACCCCCCACAUCACCUCCAAACUGAGGAUUGAAUGACUUAUUGUAAAGAUAGAAAAAUGUGACUGUUUUUUUGUAAAUGAAACCUGUACAGUGCUGGUUAACUGUCUGGUAUCUGCAGUGAAAUAAAUUGCACUAUGUUACUUUUACUGCCAUGCAUAUAAAUUAAACUGAAAUCAUAAUCUCACUAUUAUAGACCUGCAUUUUAAAAUCUCUGGAGUUUCCAAUCCUUUUGGUUUGUUUAUUCAGUAAAGACAGUUUACAUUGAUUACAAACAACCCUCGACAUAAUUUGCCUAUGUAAUAACAAUUAUUUUCCUAUGUUUACUGUUGAUGCAACAAUCUCCUCAGAAGCUAACUUACUAACUCUCAUGUAACCAUGUAUGAGAUGGAAGUGUUACUGAUAACAAGAUAUCAUUAAAGAUCCUUAAUGUCCCACUCUCACUUGGGAACAGUAUUUGGUGAUAUAAUCGUGAAUAAAAAAUUAUUCCAUCUGAAAUAAAGAUUCAACAAAAACAUCAAAAUAAGAACAAGCUUGCUAGACUUGUAGCAGCUGCUGGUGAAACACUUCCUUCUCUGCCAGGACAGA